Messenger RNA from Cyprinodon tularosa, 4934 nucleotides. RefSeq names its product parathyroid hormone 1 receptor (gene pth1r). Gene Ontology annotation, molecular function: peptide hormone binding; G protein-coupled peptide receptor activity; parathyroid hormone receptor activity. Gene Ontology annotation, cellular component: plasma membrane. The record is from RefSeq and is a predicted model, not a curated record. NCBI's taxonomy places the organism in Eukaryota, Metazoa, Chordata, Actinopteri, Cyprinodontiformes, Cyprinodontidae. Bases 1117 to 2727 code for a protein of 536 amino acids. Gene Ontology annotation, biological process: cell surface receptor signaling pathway; adenylate cyclase-activating G protein-coupled receptor signaling pathway; intracellular calcium ion homeostasis. The transcript has 13 exons.
CUUACUACUAAGCACGACCUGCCGCUUUGCCACAUCUGGACUGGAGACGCUUCUAAACACGCAAAAAACUUCAACUUUUCGCAUUGACGCUGCGCAAAACCAUUAAAUUCAUUCAGGCGUUUUUGCGCUUUAGCCUAUCUGUCCGCUCAGAUGAUUUCUUGUCUCUCUCCAUAGUAAGUAGAGAUUCUUAUAUGUAAACUGGCGUUUCUGUAUCCUCCUGGGUAAACAGAGCCACGUUUGGCAGUUUCAUAUAUUCUAUGUUAGGCUGCCACGCUUUUCUACACAUGAUCUGCCACAUUUAAGGGUUGAUAUUGAAGGCGAGACAUCUGUUAAGUCUAGACACGCAGAUUAAGAUCAUUUAUAUUAAUUGUUAUUCAUUUCACAGUCUGCUCUUGUCGUAUCAUUGUUAAUAUUUACUUUUAAACGCGGAAAGUAAAGCCUGUCUGUGAUCUGAAUGAAUGCGUUGAUGGUGACAUAAGUUGUGAAAAUCAGCAGACACCGUUUAUGGAAUGAUAUAAAUUUUUUGCUUUAAAAAAAAAUAAAUAAAAGAAGAAAAUUAACUUUACAGCAAAACAAAACAAAAACACAUUAUGUUUAUCUAUUUAUGAUUUUGUCAGAUCUGGGAAGAAAAAAACUGGAAGAAACCAGAAGGCGCAAAGCUCCAUACUGAAGUGUUUAAGUUAGUCUGCGGGGAAAUUUAAAAAGACCGAAAAUACAGCGUUGGUUUCUUCCCUACAAAGAAUCAUUUGAACUUCCCACCGCAGAGAGAGAGAGAGAGAGGGAGAGACAUAAAUAGUUCUGACAUGUGGAUGUAAUUUCAGCAGAGAGAGAGAGAAAAAAAAAAGAAAAAAAAAUACAGAUGCGCAGAAAUAAAGCGAGCGGGCUGAACCGGAGCAUAUAGUAGAUUAUAGGAAAUUAAAUCGAGGUUAGAGCGGGCGAUUACAUAGUUAUGAUUUCACAAGCCGCCAGGAGCGUCGACCGGCCAGAUGGAGUGAAAAGACGCACCACGCUCCACUUUGAAGAGAGUUAAGUAGAUUAAAUAAUUGCUUUUCGAGCUUCAUCAGCUGCUUGCUUGAAGGACUUUCACUCUUCGAGGACGCUGCCAAAGGUUCAGGAAUGGGAUCAUCUCUGCAGCUCUACAACCUGGACUUUCUUCUCAUCUCACUCCUCAGCAGUCUGUGCCUUGUUUAUGCAGACGAUGUAGUGACAAAAGAGGAGCAGAUUCGUUUGCUGUUCAUAGCUAAGAGAAAAUGUGAAGAUAACAUCAAGUCAAGGGGUAAGGUACCUGAUGGCUUUUGUUCACCAGAGUGGGAUGGCAUUGUGUGCUGGCCAGAAGGGCCUCCUGGAAGCUUUGUAUCCACAUUGUGUCCAGACUAUAUUUAUGACUUUAACCAUAAAGGACUUGCAUACCGUCGGUGUGACAGCAAUGGAACGUGGGAGCUAGUCUCAGUCAACAAAACAUGGGCCAAUUAUAGUGAAUGUGCAAAAUUCCUUUAUAUUAACAACUACACCAAUGAAAAGGAUCUCUUCCACCGUUUGUUCGUCAUUUAUACUGUUGGGUACUCCAUCUCUUUUGGAUCACUUAUGGUAGCUGUUGUCAUCUUGGGAUAUUUUCGGCGGCUGCACUGCACUAGAAACUACAUCCACAUGCACUUAUUUGUGUCCUACAUGCUACGAGCUAUAAGUAUAUUCGUGAAAGAUAUAGUUCUCUACUCUGGAUCUGCUUUAGAGAACAUGGAAGGAGUCCCAGUGGAGGAUCUCAAGUCCAUCACUGAAGCCCCACCUGCCAGCAAAACACAUUUUAUUACCUGCAAGGUGGUGGUGACCUUGUUUAUGUACUUUCUGGCGACCAAUUACUACUGGAUCCUUGUGGAGGGUCUCUACCUGCACAGUCUCAUAUUUAUGACAUUUUUCUCUGACAAAAAGUAUCUUUGGGGAUUUACACUGAUAGGGUGGGGAGUCCCAGCUGUAUUUGUGACCAUCUGGGCCACUGUGAGAGCCACGCUUGCCGACACAGAGUGUUGGGACUUAAGUGCGGGCAAUUUAAAAUGGAUAUACCAAGUGCCUAUCCUGGUGACUGUGGUGAUUAAUUUUAUAUUAUUUUUGAACAUCAUCAGAGUCUUGGCAACAAAGCUGCGUGAAACAAAUGCUGGGAGGUGUGACACCAGACAACAGUACCGAAAACUCUUGAAGUCUACACUGGUGCUGAUGCCAUUGUUCGGCGUCCACUACAUCAUAUUUCAUGCCAUGCCAUAUACAGAGGUUUCUGGAAUACCAUGGUUGAUACAAAUGCACUAUGAGAUGCUUUUCAACUCCUUCCAGGGUUUCUUUGUUGCAAUCAUAUACUGUUUUUGCAACGGAGAGGUGCAAGCUGAGAUCAAGAAGUCAUGGAGCAGAAGAACCUUGGCUCUUGAUUUCAAGAGAAAAGCUCGAAGUGGAAGUAAUACUUACAGUUAUGGUCCAAUGGUAUCACAUACCAGCGUAACCAAUGUCACUGCCAGAGGACCCCUGGCCCUCCACCUCACCACAAGGCUAGGGCCAGUGCCUGUAAAUGGCCACAGGAACCUUCCUGGAUAUGUAAAGAAUGGAUCCGUCUCUGAGAACUCAGUACCUUCCUCGGGCCAGGAACUCCAUAUCCCUGAAGAGGAUCAGUCUACACAUACACGGUCUAGCGAGCAAGAGAAACCUACACCUGUAGUGGAGGAGGAGAGGGAGACAGUCAUGUGAGGGAGAGGGGAAAGGCAAAUCAUGGACACUCUUAGGUGCGUCUGAAGGUAGUUACUGCAUGAAGUACCAAUUCUUUUCUCCUGUAAACUGAGCCUGAACAUUGCAAACGGAUGAGGCUCAAGGGAUAAAAAAGAUAAAUAUUGCUUUUCCAAGGAAGAUGCCAAAUUUCUUAUGGCAGACCGUCUUUGCUCAUCAACCUUCUACAGCAGAGAAUGUGUAAAAGCCUCAGACCGGCUGAAAUUUGAAAAGGUUGAUUUUACUGCCAUGACUAUUUUUAAUGGAGAUUUCUGUUUGCAUACAAUGCAUAUUAAUGUUUUGUUUAUAAUUUAAGCCUAACGUUAAAGAGAGAUCAGCCUAACAUACUAACUGUAAAUCAAAGCUGGGGAAUUGUCAUUCUCAAAGUAAUUAUUUAGAAAAAAAAAGAAGUUAUUCCAGACAUUUUUUACGGCAUUUCUUGUUUGUGGCAUGGGUCAUAUUUCUUCUGCAUUGACUCACAUCUGUGUCAGUGUAAAAGGGAAGUUACUCAGGUAAUUAAAAUCCUUUGUUGUCGAACACAAGAUUUUAUAUUUUUGAGGUGGUGUUUCUGCAAUUUAUACAACUCCAGACUUCAAGCUUUUUAAACCUUGUCAGCUUUGUUUUUUAUCUUGUCAUCUGUUAUACUCCUGUUUUGAUUGACAUAUUAUUUCCUCUAAUCAGAAGGGUUAUGAAGGAUUGUAAUGAAUGUAUAAAUUUCCAUAUCUUUUCUUUAAAAAGUGUGCUUGCACGAUGUGAUGCAUCCAGUACUUACUAGGAACAUUGAUUAAAUUAUCCAGGUACUUUCAUUGAACUAUUAUGAAACUGAGUAGUUUCCAGUGUUGAGUUUAAUACAAGGCUAACCAAAAUGUGCUUUCCAAGAACUUACUAUGAACCUUGAUGAAACUUACCUGUAGCUUUCCUUUAACUAUCAAGGAAUUUUCUUGCGACUUCCGUUUCUGGAUGAUUUGAAAAGUUUAGCUGUGUUCUAAGGUGGGUUGUAACAUGUACAUUUCUUAUAGUAUUGACUUACCAUGCACUUUUCUGAAAUAUGUGUGUUACAUUAACUUUUUUCUUAAAAGUUAAAGGUGACCUCCAUUACAGUUCAAGAAAACUAUCCUGUAAAUUCUAAUAUAUUCAAAUUAAAGUACUUUUUAAACAGUUUUAGUUGAGAAAAAUUACACAAUGUAAAAUGGAUUAUAAAAAAGGAACAUAGCUAUUUAGUUAUGUGCACUUUGUAGUGAAGAAAGAACAUGAAUAGUUAAUUUAAUCGCUAGAUAUCUUUCACGAUUUUUAUGGUAUUAAACCCUAUUCAAAACAAGUGGAAACAGGAAGCCUUUUUUCCUGAGUGAAAAAGGAAAUGUAAUAGGUUUGUUAGAAUAGAUUUCCCCACCAAUCAGGGAGAGACGUUUCUGCAAAAUGAUUUUAAAAAAAGCCCAAUAGUGUGGCUUUAACUUUUUUCAUAUUCAAGUCACAAUGUUUACAGAUCAAAAUACAGUCUUAUUUGUGAGCUAAAUGUUGUCGCACGUAUAUGUCCUGUAGCUGUUGUAUCAUAGUUGUGCUCAGGUAUUAGUUAAAAGAAUGUCAGCAUUAUUUGUCGAGACUGAAAACAGAACUGUCACAUACAUACAGUUAGUUUUUGACACAUUCCAAAACCCUGUAAUAAGCCUUUAUGGCUGACAGUGUACGACAUGUUAUUAUCAUACCAAAGAAAAAAGGCUUGGAAUAGCUUGGAAAAAUGUUAUGCUUCAAUAGCAUUAUAUGUUUACACCCAAUAUUGUGGUAAUCCUCUUUAAAAAAGAUUAAACAUACAUAAAAACAACAUCUUCCAUUGAUGUUAAUUACAUGUUUUUGAAGAUAUGAUCUAAAAUGUGACUAUUAAUUCAGACUGCAUUCAGCAUCAAAUCUAGUAAUGGGCUCAUUAAAGAGCUACUGGAUAUAUCCACAUUACUACCAUAUGUUUAACAUACAAACCGAAAUUACAAUCUAUAAUAUAUAUAUUUUUUAUAUCACAAUUGCUAAAAUAGGUAUUAAUAUUUCAGCUCUCCUUCUCUCCAUCUAUUAAAGAAAUCUCGGUGCUUUGUUUACAGUAGAACAUAAACUGUAAAGUCUAACAAUUUUUUUUUUUUAAAUCAUAUUAUUACAUACAAGCAGAAAACCACAAAUUGCAUUCCAGUGUUUUACACAUUUUAAAA